GUGGACCUGUCAGUAGGACAACACAGACACCACUCUGUCUUCUACUUGAUCCUGGUGAUAGAGAUAUUACAAUGUCUGCUCCUGCGAUUGCUUUGCCACCGCCUGCAUCGGCCAGGUCUCCCAAAAAGACAGCCAAGGGAAAGAAAAGUCCGACUGUAUCAAGUCUGAUACUGAAGGCUGUGGCUGCGUCCUCAGACCGCAAUGGCAUUUCCCUGGCAGCCCUGAAGAAGGCUCUCGCAGCCGGAGGGUACGACUUGAAGAAGAACAAAGUCAGGCUCGCCACCGCCAUCAGGCGCUUGGUGGCCAAGAAAACUCUGAUCAGGUCCAAAGGCUCUUUCAAGCUGAACAAAAAGCCCCCCACACCUCGUAAGAAGAAGGUGGUGAAAAAGAAGAAGCCAAAGGCCAAGAAGCCCAAGAAGGCCGGCGCAAAGAAAGCAGCAGGAGCCAAGAAGUCACCGAAGAAAAAGAAGGCGGCAAAGAGCCCCAAAAAAGCCAAGAAAGCCAAGAAAGCCGCCGCUGCCAAGAAGCCAAAGAGCGCCAGGAAAGCCACACGCAAGGUAGCCAAGGUUUCCAAGGCUGCCAAAGCUCCCAAGACCAGGACCAAAGCUGCUAAGAAGUGAAUAUUUUUCCACCUAACACUGUGUGGCACAAAGGCGUUUUUUGCCGGCCUUUGACUGUGUGGACUAAGCUGCAUUCAACUCAAGAUCCUGAGUUUGCUUUACCUAUUUUAUUUUUUUCUCUUGCUGAAAAUAUUGAACUUGCUGUUUGAGACCUCUUACUCUCUCCUUUCUGUCGUAGUCUGUAUUAGAUUGAAUGGCAAUAGUUGGAAAUGUUAAAAAAAUAAAAUGAAACUAUUUUAAUUUA
Molecule: messenger RNA, 864 nt
Organism: Acanthochromis polyacanthus (spiny chromis)
Lineage: Eukaryota; Metazoa; Chordata; Actinopteri; Pomacentridae
Product: histone H1-like
Exons: 1
Coding region: 72-620 (182 amino acids)
Biological process (GO): nucleosome assembly
Cellular component (GO): nucleosome
Molecular function (GO): structural constituent of chromatin; DNA binding
Source: RefSeq, a predicted model, not a curated record